UAAAUAUUCACGAAUAAUGAAAAAUUUUAUUGAUACGAAGAACGCAGAUUCUGAAAUUCUUAUAAAAACACAACUACAUACAGUAAAAAACUUAUCAUCGUAAAUUUAAACAAAUUCUUUGGAAACCAUGUCUUCUAAAUAUUCGUCGAAAUUAUUCGAUUCCGAAAAUGAUGAAAAUUAUAUUUACCAUCAAAGACCAACCAGGAGCGGGGAUAAUUCAGGAUUCAAUAUCUUUGGGGAUUCUUCUGUCAGCCCCCUCAUGCCAAGAUCCUUAAACGAUCGCGAAGAAAAAUUACAAAAAAAUUAUCAUGAAAUUAACGGUAAAUUGAUUCCACCACAAUUCGGGUCAGGUGAUGAUAAUGUGGAAAUUACGAAUGGCUUCGAUAAGGAUAAUAUUUCUAAUCCAAUAGUCAACGGUGGACCUCACGAAAUGCAAAACGGCUAUCAUGCAGUAGGGGUAAGUGAUUCGGCUGAUGAUGAAACAGAUUCAACUAUUACCGAGGAAAUAAAUCACCACUAUAAGCACGAAUCUUCGAUCUUUUAUUCGGGUGAGAGGGAAGAAGAAAAUUUUCCGACAAAAUAUGUGAACAGGGGCGGUGCUGACUCCGAACGCAACUACAAGAGAAACCAAAGAGGUAUGUACAACCCUAUCACAGGUGAGUCAUAUGAUUGAGUCAGAAAAUGUAAAAUUCAUUAAUAUAUCUUUUUCCAUCACUUUAUAAAAAAAAAUAA
Molecule: messenger RNA, 732 nt
Organism: Gordionus sp. m RMFG-2023
Lineage: Eukaryota; Metazoa; Nematomorpha; Gordioida; Chordodea; Parachordodidae
Exons: 6
Coding region: 128-673 (181 amino acids)
Source: RefSeq, a predicted model, not a curated record